Messenger RNA from Anopheles cruzii, 2181 nucleotides. RefSeq names its product protein regulator of cytokinesis 1-like. NCBI's taxonomy places the organism in Eukaryota, Metazoa, Arthropoda, Insecta, Diptera, Culicidae. Gene Ontology annotation, molecular function: microtubule binding. The record is from RefSeq and is a predicted model, not a curated record. The transcript has 5 exons. The coding region runs from base 1 to 2181 and encodes 726 amino acids. Gene Ontology annotation, cellular component: spindle; cytoplasm; mitotic spindle midzone. Gene Ontology annotation, biological process: mitotic spindle midzone assembly; microtubule cytoskeleton organization.
AUGGAGGAAGAUCCCAAUCAGCAUGUGCUGCAUAAAAUGCAGACCAUUUGCCACUCCAACUUCCAUCGCAUGGUCCAGCUGUGGUGCACGAUGUUCGACGAUCACAUCUGCGCCGAUUACACGCAGCGGCUGCCGGAGCAUAUGUUGGCGUUUUUUGACGAGGUAUACGACGAAAGCUAUCAGCGCAAGCUGCGGAUCGAGGAGGACAUCGCAAAGCUCAAGCAGGAGGCAUACGAUCUGCAGCGGUUGUUGAAUGAACCGGCCGAGCAACUUAUACCGGAAGAAAUCGGUGUUCCGCUGCUAACCCUACAAACGCAGCUCGAUUGCAGUUUGGAGCUAAUGAGAUUGAAACUUCGCGAGCGGCACGAAGCGAUCGACGAUUACCUGCUCGAAGCGGAAACAUUAUGCGAAGAACUGGGUGAAGUGCCGAAAGAGCUGUCGAAAGACCCGUUGCCUACGGAGGAGCAACUGGUGGCGUACCGGUCCUAUCUGAACGAGUUGAUCGCAGAAAAACAAAGCCGUUUCGAGGAGAUCGCAUCGCUGCGCCGUGAAACCAAGGCGUGGAUGGCCGACCUGGAAAUUAUCCCGCAAACGGAGUCCGAAAAGCGGCUCCUGAAUGCACGCAAAUUUCCACCGACCAAUGCCAACCUAGCAGGAUUGCGCCUGCUGCACGAAGAAAUGGCCGCCCAGUACGCCGAGCUGCGGCGACUGAUCGACGAGAAGCAAAAACAGCUCGAGCGGCUCUGGGAGUGCCUCGAGACGGAUCUGGCUACCGUGCACAAGUUUCAGAAGCUAACCGCUUACACGCAGACCACUUUCGAUAAGCUGUUCGCAGAGCACGAUCGCUGCGAGACGCUGCGCCGCCAAAAUAUGAAGGCCGUCGUCGAGCGGAUACGCCAGGAGAUUAUCGUUUGGUGGGAACGGUGCCUCAAGUCGACCGAUGAGCGGGCCCGUUUUACCACCUUUAAAGCUGAUAUCUACAACGAAGACACACUGACGCUGCACGAAAUGGAGCUGGCCGAUCUGAAGGAGUACUAUCAGGCGAACGAGGCCAUUUUUCAGAUGGUCGAGGAACGCCAGAGUAUGUGGAACCGGAUGCUGGCGUUGGAGAACAAAUCGAACGACCCGGGCCGAUACAACAACCGCGGUGGCAAGCUGCUGGAGGAGGAACGCGAACGGCGUCGCAUUAGCUCGCUGCUACCGAAGGUGGAAGCCAAGCUGAUCGAUGCCUGUCGCCAGUACGAGCUCGAACACGGUCGUCCGUUCACGAUCAAUGGACGGAGUUUGCGGGAAAUGAUCGACGAUCAGUGGAAGCAGCGCGAGGAGAACAAACAUUUGCACUCGAGUGCACGGAAAAAGGCAAACUGUUCGGGCGUCCCGGGUUCGGCCGGGCGCACUCCGCGGGUCGGAGAAUCCUUGGUGAGAGCGGGAUCUUCUACGACACUCUUUUCGGGCAGCCGUUGCCGGUUGCCGUCGGCCAGCACGUUCGGAUCGGCACUGAAAGUACCCACUACGCCAUUAUUGUCCGCUUCGAAGCACCUCCGAUCCGGAGGUGGUGGUUCUAUGAUGAAACGCAAAAUGGUCGCGACCCCGACCAACGUGAUCCACGCCAAGCGAUCGCUCCUACGCCAGCUCAAUAGUCCGACGGUGGCCGGUGGUGGUGUGGGACUAGUAGUGCCGAAGGCAGCUCCGGGAAAGCUUCCGGCGAUUAAAGUUUACGACACCAAGGUCGCUGGAUGCGUCGUACAAAAGCGGCGUUCACGUCGCAAAUCGCAAACCAAGCGCAGGAGCAUCAACACAAAAGGAGCAGCGCCUUCCGUCAGUGUCAGCUCUACGGAGGGCACAAUCCUGCAGGAUUCCGUGUCGUACGAAAAGUUCGAGACCUUCUUUGCAAACAAUGUUCCGAACCGUUCGUCGGUGGUGACCCGUCAAGCAGCUGCGGCGCAACAGAAACACAUUCUGCUUACCGUGAAUGGUCAACCUUUGAGCAACUGCCUGGAAGAGGAAGAAAAUCUAGCACCGUCCCCGCACACCCUGGCGCAGCCGCCCAUUGCUUCGUCCACCAACCUCGCACUAAGUCUUCGGUCACCGGGCGCACACUCAACAUCGAUCGCUUCGACAACACGGAGCGGCUCCCGACGACUGAAACCGGCGCUCAAGAACUGUCCCAUCAUUUUCUAA